AUGGCUGUUGUUGUAAGACAGUAUAACAAGAUGGUGGACCAGGCUACAAACAAGAGCUCUGCUGAUAAUCCAGUAAAGGAUGUGAAGGUAGACAUUGAUGGGGAAAAGCCUCCCCUGGAAAAGAGUUUAAAGACCAAAAGGUCGCUCCAGAAAUGGAAGAGCUUUCCCAACAGCGCGAACAACUCUUAUAGGGGGGGUACACCUAGGAGCAAAAAAUGGGCGAAGGACAUGUACUCAGACAUCCUUCAGAUAGAUGGAAACCCACUUCCACAGCCCCCUGAAGAAGAAGAAGCUGUCGGCUUAAUAACGAUGGAAGAUGUCAUUGAAGAGCUUUUACAGGAGGAGAUCUUCGAUGAGACAGAUCACCAUUUUGAGGAUUCAUGA
Ilex paraguariensis (yerba mate) is the source of this 384-nucleotide messenger RNA. The record is from the annotation of a GenBank genome assembly. NCBI's taxonomy places the organism in Eukaryota, Viridiplantae, Streptophyta, Magnoliopsida, Aquifoliales, Aquifoliaceae.